This is a messenger RNA of Coregonus sp. 'balchen', 14665 nucleotides long. The record is from the annotation of a GenBank genome assembly. Lineage: Eukaryota; Metazoa; Chordata; Actinopteri; Salmoniformes; Salmonidae.
UUCCUGUGUCGGCAGCCCUUUCAGAAUGGACACUUCACUGACUGCUGCUCAGAUCCGUGAGAAGUUCAUUGACUUCUUUCGUCUUCAUGAACACCAGUAUGUCCACUCGUCGGCCACCAUACCUUUGGACGACCCCACACUGCUCUUCGCCAACGCUGGCAUGAACCAGGUACGCUACAAUACUAUCACUGCCCAUCCAACAAUCUCUACCCCCUCCUUCCCAUCUGCAGGUCCAUAGUAAGUGUGGCCCCAUUGGCUAAUCAAGACCUCUCACCUCAGUGACUGUCUUGGCAUAGUGGAAAUAUACCCUCUGGGCAUGUCUUGUCCUAAAACAGAUGUUCCACUCUCCUGAUAUCAGUUUGUCCAUAUUUGAAGCUUUUUUUCAGUUGUAUUGUUAUUAGGCUAUUUGAUGAAAGUCCAACUUGUACUCAUCCCAAUGGUUAUCUCUCCAUCUUUCUUAUCUACCCUCUCUCUCCCCCCACCAACCCCUCCCAGUUCAAACCUAUUUUCCUGAACACCAUUGACCCGUCCCACCCCAUGGCCAGACUCAAGCGUGCAGCUAACACACAGAAGUGCAUCCGCGCUGGGGGCAAGCACAAUGACCUGGAUGAUGUGGGCAAGGACGUGUACCACCACACCUUCUUUGAGAUGCUGGGCUCCUGGUCCUUCGGAGACUACUUUAAGGUAAACCAGGCAGACCAACCAACCGCCUGUUAGACAGUGUUGUCAUCUGAUCUGUUGUGAUGCAGCAACAUUUAACAAGUCUCUCAAGAUGAAAGGUGUUGAUGUGUGUCAACGAUUAUCACUAUGUAAAUGUCGAUGUGUUUGCGUGUUAGGAAGAUUUAUUGCUUUAAUUGUCUCUAAUUUCCUUUCCUGCUGACUCCUCUCCCUGCAGCAUCUUGCCUGUACCAUGGCCCUGGAGUUGCUGACUAAGGAGUUUGGGAUUCCCAUCGAGCGCCUGUAUGCCACCUACUUCGGGGGUCACGAAGAAGCUGGGCUGGAGCCGGAUCUGGAGUGUAAACAGAUCUGGCUGGACCUCGGGUGAGUGAGUUUCAGGUGUAGGGUAUCCAUUAGGUAUCCAGAUCUACCUGAAUUUUACAAAUAGGCUGCCCCCUUUCUACUCUUGUUAAUGUGGUUAGUAACACUGUGUUGGGUGAUAAGUCUCUCAGGGUACGGUACCCUUUUCAAACCUCUAGAUGGCACUCUGCUGGUUACAAAAACAGUAGUUUUCUCUCUCUGUGCCUACAUUCCCUCCCUACCUGCUCCCACUGUGCCCUCUCUGUCUCACCUGUUUUACCUGUGUGUCCUCUCUGGGUGACAGGAUGGACGAGGCUCGUAUUCUGCCCGGCAGCAUGAAGGACAACUUCUGGGAGAUGGGGGACACAGGUCCUUGUGGGCCUUGCAGUGAGAUCCACUUUGAUCGCAUCGGGGGGAGAGAUGCUGCCCACCUGGUCAAUAUGGACGACCCCAACGUGCUGGAGAUCUGGAACCUGGUGUUCAUCCAGUUCAACAGGUAAAACAUUACAUUUACAUUUUAGUCAUUUAGCAGACGCUCUUAUCCAGAGCGACUUACAGUUAGUGAGUGCAUACAUGAUUUUUUUAUUUUAUAUACUGGCCCCCCGUGGGAAUCCAACCCACAACCCUGGCGUUGCAAACGCCAUGCUCUACCAACUGAGCUACAUCCCUGCCGGCCAUUCCCUCCCCUACCGUGGACGACGCUGGGCCAAUUGUGCGCCGACCCAUGGGUCUCCCGGUUGCGGCCGGCUACGACAGAGCCUGGAUACAUUUGACAUUUUAGUCAUUUAGCAGACGCUCUUAUCCAGAGCGACUUACAGUUAGUGAGUGCAUACAUUUUCCAUACUGGCCCCCCGUGGGAAACGAACCCAUAACCCUGGCGUUGCAAGUGCCAUGCUCUACCAACUGAGCUACAGGAGGCCCACAAAACAUGUAAAACAAGUGGCGUGUAAUAAGCUGUGUUAUGUGUUCUAAACGUAUGCCCACAUGGAGUCCCUUGUUCAAGUUCAAACAGUUCAAGUUAUGUAUAAUACAUAUGCAGAUGCGCACAUAGUCACAUACAAGCAUUAUGAUGUCACUGAACCUGUUUCCCCCUCCCCCUCACCAGGGAGUCUGAGACAGAGCUGAAGCCCCUGCCUAAGAAGAGUAUUGAUACAGGCAUGGGUCUGGAGCGUCUGGUCUCUGUGCUGCAGAACAAGAUGUCCAACUAUGACACAGACCUGUUCAUCCCCUACUUCCAGGCCAUCCAGAAGGCAAGCACCACUACCAGUCAUUAUUUAUUGAAUUGUGUGUUCUCUUUGCUCUGAAUGGCCUAGCUGACUGUACCACUGUGGUUGUUCCAAACAGGGCACAGGAGCCAGGGACUACACAGGAAAGGUUGGUGCUGAGGACGUAGAUGGCAUUGACAUGGCCUACCGUGUCCUGGCUGACCACGCCCGCACCAUCACCAUCGCCCUCUCUGACGGGGGCAGGCCAGACAACACAGGGAGAGGGUGAGCCCUUUUAACUGUCUGGCUGUCUUUGAUCUGUGUUUGUCUGAACAUCAGUCUCUUAAUGUGCACAUGUCAACCCUCUCCCUCUGUCUGUGUGCAGUUAUGUGUUGAGGAGGAUCCUGCGUCGUGCUGUGAGGUACUCUCACGAGAAGCUGGGUGCUCAGAGAGGCUUCUUUGCUACCCUAGUUGACGUGGUGGUAGAGUCCCUGGUAAGAAAUCUCAUCCCACUCCUACUCUUCAUGUUAUUAACUAUCAAUAUCUCUCUCUCCCUCUUAGUCAUCCUCCUGUCUUCCCCUGCUGUCCCCUCUCUCCAGGGUGAUGCCUUCCCUGAGCUGAAGAAGGACCCUGACAUGGUGAAGGAUAUCAUCAAUGAGGAGGAGGAGCAGUUCCUCAAGACGCUCAGCAGGGGGCGAAAGAUCCUGGACAGAAAGAUCCAGAGUCUGGGAGACAGCAAGACCAUCCCUGGUACUGAAGGGCCACAUUAGAAUAUGGGAUCAAUUAGAAACAUUUACGUUGUUGUCAAAACAGAAUGUUUCUGAACCCUUUUCUCCUCUCGUUCUCUCCCUGUGUAGGUGACACUGCCUGGUUGCUGUAUGACACAUACGGUUUCCCCCUGGAUCUCACUGCCCUCAUCGCUGAGGAGAGGGGGAUGAUGGUGGACGUUCCAGCUUUUGAGGAGGAGAAGAGGGCUGCCCAGGUGAGAGUGGAGAAAUGGUGACCAGUAGAAAAGAUAGCCUUGGAUUGGCAUGGGAGUUUAUGUGAAUUUUUUCAUUUGCCUGUAGAGGGGGAAAAUGCCUGUCUGAGGACUGCUUUGUGGAUGUACAAAGCCAGGAAUGCUUUCCUCUCUGUCAGCAUUUCUCAGUCAGUAUUGCACUAUUAAGUGAGAUAUGCCUUGCUCUGCUGAUUGGAUAAAGCAGUAUUUACAGUACAUUACAGAUCCAUUACAUUGCAAUGGUAAUUCAUACUGAAAAAGGUCAAAAUCACUUCAAUAAAGCCAUAUGAUAUCGGUGCUAAACAUGCAAGUUGGCUUUCUAUCUAAAGAAUGAGUAUGAUGCUUCAGCAUAAUGAAUGACUGAUCCAGCAUUAGAGUAAAGUUAGUUGGAGGUUUUUUGCAAUAGAAAUAGAACAGAGAUUGGGGAUUUGGUCUAAGGCCAUCUCCUCCAUGUCCUGCCCGCUCAGAUUAAGUCCCAGGGGAAGGGCUCUGGGGAUGAGGACCACAUCAUGCUGGACAUCUAUGCCAUCGAGGACCUACGCAAUAAGGGCAUCGCUGCUACUGACGACGCACCCAAGUAUAGCUACAGUGCUGACAACAGUGGCAAAUAUGGUAAGACAAACAAAAUCAACUCAAUUUCAUUAACCAACUCAAAGAUGGUUUGCUUGAUAUUUAUUCAAAUCAGUUUCUUGCUUGUGUCUGUGUUUAAUCUCUUGAUAUGUUUCUGUGGUUGUCCCAGAGUUUGAGCAGGCUGUGGGGACGGUGCUGGCUCUGAGAAGGGAGCGCGCCUUCGUGGAUGAGGUAACGACGGGGCAGGAGUGUGGGGUUCUGCUGGACCAGACCUCAUUCUAUGCUGAGCAGGGAGGACAGAGCUUCGACGAGGGCUACAUGCUGAGGGAGGACGACUCUGGAGAUGACGUAAGGACAAUCAAGCUAUGUUGGCCAUUAUUGUAACAAGCAUAUCAAACAGUUCAAUAACAUUCAAUCUGGAUAAUAACACAAAACAAAUUAUAAGGCUAGAGAAAUGUAUCGACAAAUAUUACAACAACAUGCAACACCCAAACAUGACGAAGAUAAACGAGGAGAAUCAAUCUCCAAGAGGAAACGCAACUCCUCGACUGAUACAGAUGAUUUAUGCUUUUCACAACUGGGACUGAUAAGUGUGGAAAGCGAUCUGUUGAAGUCGAUAAAUGACAAACUGGGCAUACUAGAGUUGGUCAGUAAUGAUGUAAAAGAGUUGAAGGCGAGUCUUGAAAUGAGUGACUGAAAAGCUGUGAUAAUGGAGAGCGAUACAAAAAAACUAAAAGGGACAGUCACUAGGAUGGAAACGGACGUUAAGGAACUUAAAAAGGAGAACAACUUUCAAGGAGAAGCCUUACUAGACAUACAAACUAGAUCGAUGAGAGAAAAUCUAGUACUUACGGGUAUCCAAGCUCCUGAGUGGCGCAGUGGUCUAAGGCACUGAUCGCAGUGCUAACUGUGCCACUAGAGAUCCUGGUUCGAAUCCAGGCUCUGUCGCAGCCGGCCGCGACCGGGAGACUCAUGGGCGGCGCACAAUUGGCCCAGCGUCGUCCAGGGUAGGGGAGGGAAUGGCCGGCAGGGAUGUAGCUCAGUUGAUAGAGCAUGGCGUUUGCAACGCCAGGGUUGUGGGUUCGAUUCCCAUGGGGGGCCAGUAUAAAAAAAUAAAUUUAAAAAAUAAUGUAUUCACUAACUGUAAGUCGCUCUGGAUAAGAGCGUCUGCUAAAUGACUAAAAUGUAAUGUAAAUAUAUCCAGGAAAAAGAGGGAAAGAUUACAGAAAAAAUUGUGAAGGACUUCUUUCUUACAGCGCUUCAAAUUCCACUCGAGGCUGUCGACAAAAUCCAACUCGAACGUGUACACCGUUUUGGACAAAGAGGACAGAGAUAUGAGCGUCCAAUCGUUGCCAAAUGUGCUUUUUUUAAGGAUAAAAGUAAUGGUUAAAAGCCUAGGUAAAAGACUUGCUGGCACGAAAAUAGGCAUGAAUGAUCAGUUCCCGAGGGAGAUUGCAGAAAGGCGCAAAGUUCUGUACCCAAUCUUCAAGGAAAAUAGAUUAAAAGGGAAGCAUGUUGCUCUUGUUGUCGAUAAACUAUAUAUUGACAACCAAAUAUUACACGACACAAAGACUACUCCAUGGCUAUUCUGAAAGUUCUAAUAGAGUCGUCGAAUAAUAGAACACCCAAUACUAGCCAUGGUAGGGAUUGUAAUAAUAAAGCACAUUUUAUAGUAGGUAUAGUAUUUUAUAAAGGUUUCCUCUUUAAGGAAUACCUGGGAUAGGAUAAAGUAAUCCUUCUACCCCCCCUUACCCCACCCACCCCCCCAAAAAAAAAAAAAACAUAUUGUAAAGUGGUUAUCCCACUGGCUAUAAGGUGAAUGCACCAAUUUGUAAGUCGCUCUGGAUAAGAGCGUCUGCUAAAUGACGUAAAUGUAAAUAAAGGGAUAAGACGGUAUUACAAGAAAAGAUAACAAGCUAAAACAAGCUAAAUCUUCAAAUACAACUAAAUUAGAACACAAGUACUCAAUCAACAUAGAGGAGAUAAAAACAUAGCAAACAGAAGACAUAGAAGGCACAGUAUGUGGGUAUGUGUGGCUGAAUUGUGAUGGAAGGUGUGGUGUACGUUUUUUGUGUUUUGAAUAAGUGUGGCGUUUAAGUGAGUGAGAAAGAAAAUGUUUGCAUAUCCCAGGACCAACGUGUGUCUGUGAGCAGGGGUUGUGAGAGAGAGCUUUCAAUUUUGUGCAGAUGAGGGAUAUACAUUUUAAAAUAUAGUAUACAUCUAAUAUAUGUUUUUAUUGUCCUAUCAUGAUGGAAUGAUCCCCAACCCUAUAUCCUAGACACCCACCUGAGCGACCCAUACACCAAAGAGAAGUCCCCAUCUGUUUUAUGGACCUGCUGUGAGUUGCCUAUAUGCAGCCAAAACAGAAAAUAAAUGCGGUCAGAGACCUACUUAAGCAGCACCGCUACCCCUCAAGAUUCUGAGCCUGCCUGGCAGGGUUGGUCCUACAAAGCCAGAGCCCUCUGAUGGGAGAGCAUAAUGUACAAGGAAAUUCUCAAAGCUGCUAAUGAGAACCUUGACGACCUUGUACCUAGCCGGUGGGGAUUCCGGUGGGGUACCCAGGUAGUUUCAGUGCUGGCAACACUGGCUGCAGUAACCCAUGAGGAGGAGGUCACACUCGGACAAUCAGAGAGGGGGCUUAUCAUUGUGGCCCAGGUGGCACAAAAUAAUCAAAGGUCUGACUGCACAGAGAUGCUUGGGAAAAAUGGUUACAACGGGGGACCAGAGUGUUUGUGUCUCAGGUGAAGAGGGUGGAUCUGAUCUCCAUCACCUAGGACUUGACAUAGAUUAAAUAGAGUAAUCAAAUCUCACAUUGUUGUAAAUUUUUGCUCAGUCUUGCAUGCUUUCUCAAACAGCUGUAACUGUAUAUGCAUUCGUAAAUCAGGUCCUUUCUUGAGUUGGGCUCUGGGAUGUAACAACCGUUGAGCAUCUGAUUUUAUGGUUGAUUGUGGAAGAAAGGGGUUUAGUGUGUUAGAGUGUGCGUGUGUGUUUAUCCCACAUCUGUUGCAAGGAGGUAAGGAUGUUAGGGAGAAUAUAGGAUGAACCACAAUAAUUGUUUGCUAAAAUAAGAAUUGCUUGUCAAAAAUGUAAUGUAAUACAAUGGCAAUUCGGGUUAUACAGUGGGGGAAAAAAGUAUUUAGUCAGCCACCAAUUGUGCAAGUUCUCCCACUUAAAAAGAUGAGAGAGGCCUGUAAUUUUCAUCAUAGGCCCUCCUACGGCCUCCUCCACGUCUCCUGAUGUACUGGCCUGUCUCCUGGUAGCGCCUCCAUGCUCUGGACACUAUGCUGACAGACACAGCAUACCUUCUUGCCACAGCUCGCAUUGAUGUGCCAUCCUGGAUGAGCUGCACUACCUGAGCCACUUGUGUGGGUUGUAGACUCCGUCUCAUGCUACCACUAGAGUGAAAGCACCGCCAGCAUUCAAAAGUGACCAAAACAUCAACCAGGAAGCAUAGGAACUGAGAAGUGGUCUGUGGUCACCACCUGAAGAACCACUUCUUUAUUGGGGGUGUCUUGCUAAUUGCCUAUAAUUUCCACCUGUUGUCUAUUCCAUUUGCACAACAGCAUGUGACAUUUAUGGUCAAUCAGUGUUGCUUCCUAAGUGGACAGUUUGAUUUCACAGAAGUGUGAUUGACUUGGAGUUACAUUGUGUUGUUUAAGUGUUCCCUUUAUUUUUUUGAGCAGUGUAUAUACAGUGGGGGAAAAAACUAUUUAGUCAGCCACCAAUUGUGCAAGUUCUCCCACUUAAAAAGAUGAGAGAGGCCUGUAAUUUUCAUCAUAGGUACACGUCAACUAUGACAGACAAAUUCAGAAAAAAAAAUCCAGAAAAUCACAUUGUAGGAUUUUUUAUGAAUUUAUUUGCAAAUUAUGGUGGAAAAUAAGUAUUUGGUCACCUACAAACAAGCAAGAUUUCUGGCUCUCACAGACCUGUAACUUCUUCUUUAAAAGGCUCCUCUGUCCUCCACUCGUUAUCUGUAUUAAUGGCACCUGUUUCAACUUGUUAUCAGUAUAAAAGACACCUGUCCACAACCUCAAACAGUCACACUCCAAACUCCACUAUGGCCAAGACCAAAGAGCUGUCAAAGGACACCAGAAACAAAAUUGUAGACCUGCACCAGGCUGGGAAGACUGAAUCUUCAAUAGGUAAGCAGCUUGGUUUGAAGAAAUCAACUGUGGGAGCAAUUAUUAGGAAAUGGAAGACAUACAAGACCACUGAUAAUCUCCCUCGAUCUGGGGCUCCACGCAAGAUCUCACCCCGUGGGGUCAAAAUGAUCACAAGAACGGUGAGCAAAAAUCCCAGAACCACACGGGGGGACCUAGUGAAUGACCUGCAGAGAGUUGGGACCAAAGUAACAAAGCCUACCAUCAAUAACACACUACGCCGCCAGGGACUCAAAUCCUGCAGUGCCAGACGUGUCCCCCUGCUUAAGCCAGUACAUAUCCAGGCCCGUCUGAAGUUUGCUAGAGUGCAUUUGGAUGAUCCAGAAGAGGAUUGGCAGAAUGUCAUAUGGUCAGAUGAAACCAAAAUAGAACUUCAACUCGUCGUGUUUGGAGGACAAAGAAUGCUGAGUUGCAUCCAAAGAACACCAUACCUACUGUGAAGCAUGGGGGUGGAAACAUCAUGCUUUGGGGCUGUUUUUCUGCAAAGGGACCAGGACGACUGAUCCGUGUAAAGGAAAGAAUGAAUGGGGCCAUGUAUCGUGAGAUUUUGAGUGAAAACCUCCUUCCAUCAGCAAGGGCAUUGAAGAUGAAACGUGGCUGGGUCUUUCAGCAUGACAAUGAUCCCAAACACACCGCCCGGGCAACGAAGGAGUGGCUUCGUAAGAAGCAUUUCAAGGUCCUGGAGUGGCCUAGCCAGUCUCCAGAUCUCAACCCCAUAGAAAAUCUUUGGAGGGAGUUGAAAGUCCGUGUUGCCCAGCGACAGCCCCAAAACAUCACUGCUCUAGAGGAGAUCAGCAUGGAGGAAUGGGCCAAAAUACCAGCAACAGUGUGUGAAAACCUUGUGAAGACUUACAGAAAACGUUUGACCUGUGUCAUUGCCAACAAAGGGUAUAUAACAAAGUAUUGAGAAACUUUUGUUAUUGACCAAAUACUUAUUUUCCACCAUAAUUUGCAAAUAAAUUCAUAAAAAAUCCUACAAUGUGAUUUUCUGGAUUUUUUUUCUUCUCAUUUUGUCUGUCAUAGUUGACGUAAUAAUAAUAUAAUAAUAAUAAUGAUAAUAAUAAUAUAAUAAUAAUAAUAAUAAUAAUAUAUAAUAUAAAUAAUAAUAAUAUAAUAAUAUAAUAUAAUAAUAAUAAUAAUAAUAAUAAUAAAUAAUAUAAUAAUAAUAAUAUAAUAAUAAUAAUAAUAAUAAUAAUAUGCCAUUUAGCAGACGCUUUUAUCCAAAGCGACUUACAGUCAUGCGUGCAUACAUUUUGUGACGUGUACCUGUGAAGAAAAUUACAGGCCUCUCUCAUCUUUUUAAGUGGGAGAACUUGCACAAUUGGUGGCUGACUAAAUACUUUUUUUCCCCACUGUAUAUAUACAGUGAGGGGAAAAAAGUAUUUGAUCCCCUGCUGAUUUUGUACGUUUGCCCACUGACAAAGACAUGAUCAGUCUAUAAUUUUAAUGGUAGGUUUAUUUUAACAGUGAGAGACAGAAUAACGACAAAAAAAUCCAGAAAAACGCAUGUCAAAAAAUUGAAUUGAAUUGAUUUGCAUUUUAAUUAGGGAAAUACGUUUUUGACCCCUCUGCAAAACAUGACUUAGUACUUGGUGGCAAAACCCUUGUUGGCAAUCACAGAGGUCAGACGUUUCUUGUAGUUGGCCACCAGGUUUGCACACAUCUCAGGAGGGAUUUUGUUCCACUCCUCUUUGCAGAUCUUCUCCAAAUCAUUAAGGUUUCGAGGCUGACGUUUGGCAACUCGAACCUUCAGCUCCCUCCACAGAUUUUCUAUGGGAUUAAGGUCUGGAGACUGGCUAGGCCACUCCAGGACCUUAAUAUGCUUCUUCUUGAGCCACUCCUUUGUUGCUUUGGUCGUGUGUUUUUGGUCAUUGUCGUGCUGGAAUACCCAUCCACGACCCAUUUUCAAUGCCCUGGCUGAGGGAAGGAGGUUCUCACCCAAGAUUUGACGGUACAUGGCCCCGUCCAUCGUCCCUUUGAUGCGGUGAAGUUGUCCUAUCCCCUUAGCAGAAAAACACCCCCAAAGCAUAAUGUUUCCACCUCCAUGUUUGACGGUGGGGAUGGUGUUCUUGGGGUCAUAGGCAGCAUUCCUCCUCCUCCAAACACGGCGAGUUGAGUUGAUGCCAAAGAGCUCGAUUUUGGUCUCAUCUGACCACAACACUUUCACCCAGUUCUCCACUGAAUCAUUCAGAUGUUCAUUGGCAAACUUCAGACGGGCCUGUAUAUGUGCUUUCUUGAGCAGGGGGACCUUGCGGGCGCUGCAGGAUUUCAGUCCUUCACGGCGUAGUGUGUUACCAAUUGUUUUCUUGGUGACUAUGGUCCCAGCUGCCUUGAGAUCAUUGACAAGAUCCUCCCGUGUAGUUCUGGGCUGAUUCCUCACCGUUCUCAUGAUCAUUGCAACUCCACGAGGUGAGAUCUUGCAUGGAGCCCCAGAAUAAUCGCACCAACUGUUGUCACCUUCUCACCAAGCUGCUUGCCGAUGGUCUUGUAGCCCAUUUCAGCCUUGUGUAGGUCUACAAUCUUGUCCCUGACAUCCUUGGAGAGCUCUUUGGUCUUGGCCAUGGUGGAGAGUUUGGAAUCUGAUUGAUUGCUUCUGUGGACAGGUGUCUUUUAUACAGGUAACAAACUGAGAUUAGGAGCACUCCCUUUAAGAGUGUGCUCCUAAUCUCAGCUCGUUACCUGUAUAAAAGACACCUGGGAGCCAGAAAUCUUUUUGAUUGAGAGGGGGUCAAAUACUUAUUUCCCUCAUUAAAAUGCAAAUCAAUUUAACAUUUUUGACAUUUGUUUUUCUGGAUUUUUUUGUUGUUAUUCUGUCUCUCACUGUUCAAAUAAACCUACCAUUAAAAUUAGAGACUGAUAAUUUCUUUGUCAGUGGGCAAACGUACAAAAUCAGCAGGGGAUCAAAUACUUUUUUCCCUCUCUGUAUAUAUUUACACACAUACACUUUUCUAAAAUAUAUUUCCCUUUUUUACAUUCCAACCCCAUAUAUUUAUAUUUCUAUUUGCGAGAAGAAAAAAAACAUAUGGGGGAUUGGAAGCGAUGCAGACAAUUACAUUGAUGGAAGUUUUAAUCUAUCUGCAAUAUUAAAGUUGAUCUACCCCCUUAAAAAAAUAAAAUAAUGUGAGGACACAUCACUAAGUUGUAAAAGCCAUAUCACACUACAUGUUACUCCCUUCCUCAGAGGAUGGAGUUCACAGUGAAGAACACUCAGGUUCGGGGUGGAUAUGUGAUGCACGUAGGAACGGUUUAUGGCACUCUGAAGGUGGGCGAUUGCGUCAUCCUGCACGUGGACGAGGUAAUGCAUCACUCAAAAGUUAAUUUUAUGACUCCGUUUUGAGAUAUUUCCUCAACUGACUUGAUAUUGAAAAAAAUGAAUUACGUCUCUGUCUAUUGUCCAACCUCCACCCCCUCUCUCAGGCUCGUCGUAGGCCCAUCAUGAGUAACCACACUGCCACCCACAUCCUGAACUUUGCCCUGCGGGGGGUCCUGGGAGAGGCUGACCAGCGUGGCUCCCUGGUGGCUCCUGACCGCCUGCGCUUUGACUUCACCGCCAAGGGUGCUCUGAGCACAGGAGAGGUGCGACGCACAGAGGAGAUUGCCUGCGCCAUGAUCCGUGACUCAAAGGUGAGAGGUCACAGGGCACUGAAAGUAUGAGUAGGGGUAAGUUUCUGUUUGAUCAAGUGUUGUAUUUACACUGAGAUCUUUGGUUUCUGGUGUUAUUGAUCUCAGGCCUUUUGUGUUGUUUUAUCUAAGCAUUCCUGGGCUGUUUUGCUUCUUCUUGGGCAAACAACAGCAUUGCACCUUAACAUUCCGCCUCAUCUCCCUUUUACUGUUAUACAAUAUGUCAGCCCAAGGCACCUGUCAUUAUUCUCUCCUCCUCCUCACAGAAUGCAAUGUUUUCAAGCAAGUAUUAUCAAGUCACGACAUCCGUUCUUUCUGUCUCUCUACAGCCUGUCUAUGCCAUGGAUGCCCCCCUGGCAGCAGCUAAAGCCAUCCAGGGACUACGGGCUGUGUUUGAUGAGACCUACCCUGACCCGGUGCGCGUGGUGUCCAUCGGCAUCCCCGUGGCUGACCUCCUGGCUGACCCCAGCAGCGCUGCCGGCUCUCUCACCUCCAUCGAGUUCUGUGGAGGAACGUGAGUACAAAGCGCACCUUUAGUUCAGAGGACCAGUCCCUUGGAAAUGGAGCAAAUGCAUUUAUUUGCAUAAUUACAUCUCAUGAUUCAGAAGUACAGAUAUUUUGUUUGAGAAUUUACCAUGAGAAUGUUGUUCAGUUUUUUCCUUACAUUCCAUGUAUAACUUCAGGCACUUGCGGAACUCUGGCCAUGCUGCACCUUUUGUCAUCGUGUCAGAGGAGGCCAUCGCCAAGGGAAUCCGCCGUAUCGUUGCAGUGACAGGAGCAGAGGCACAGAAGGUGAGAGGACAGAAAUGUUCCCAACUGUUGCUGGAUGUUUUGAAAUUUGUGUUCUUCAUUAUACUACAGCUUUUUAGUAAAAUAACUGGUUUAUGAUCCGUAUAGGUAUAGCUCUUUUCGUAGCAGCUAUUUACUCAACAGUAACUGUCUAUUUUGUUCUCUAACAUUGACUUGAACCCCCACCCCACCCUGCUCUGUCCAGGCCCAGAGGAAAGCAGAUGCUCUGAGACAGUCUCUGUCUGCUCUGGGGGAGAAGGUGAAGGCUCAGACCGCCCCCAAUAAAGACGUGCAGAAGGAAAUCGCUGACAUGACAGAGGUGAGAGCUGUCACAGCACUAUCUGCCUGCCUGUGUCUGUUUACCUGUUUGUUUGUUUGUCUGUUUGUUUACUUAUUCAGUCUCUGUUCUGUGUUGUUGCAGUCUCUGGGCUUGGCAGUGAUCUCCCAGUGGCAGAAAGAUGAGAUGAGGGAGGCUCUGAAGGGCCUGAAGAAGACCAUGGAUGACCUGGACCGUUCCAACAAGGCUGAUGUCCAGAAGAGGGUGAGAGAGAGCGGGGGGCCAGGCCUAGGCUAAGGGGGGUUGAUAGAGGUUUUAUGACUGGGUGAAGGGAUUAGUACAUGUCAGAAAAUGGUAUGCAGGGCCAUUCUAAAAGAGUGGUGUUUCUCAUGGUUGAGUGCUCUCCACCCCCCUCCCCUCCCCCAGGUUCUUGAAAAGACCAAGGAGAUGAUUGACAGCAGUCCUAACCAGCCACUGGUAGUCAUGGAGAUGGAAAGUGGAGCCUCUGCCAAGGUAACAAUAGCAUCCUUUCCUUUCCACUGCAUCCCAAAAAAUACCAUACCACAACACAGCACAGAUUGAGAUCCCUCAAUUCUAAUCAGAAGUGUAAUUCUUACCUGAUCUUUGUCUGCAUUUCUCUGUCCCAGGCUCUGAAUGAGUCUCUGAAGAUGCUGAAGACCCAGUCCCCCCAGACUGCUGCUAUGCUUUUCACUGUAGACAACGAAGCUGGAAAGAUAAUCUGUUUAUGCCAGGUGCCCCAGGUAAGCCAUGCGCUCAACCUACAUGUGUGUUUGCAUCCAUGCACACUAUAAUUCACAGAUGAGCUCCUUAUUUGUGUUUAAUGCAAUAACCUGCAUAUUUUCUUGGGACAGUAUCUUAUCUGUUGAUUUUCUCCUCUACCAGGAUGUUGCCAAACGGGGUCUGAAGGCCAGUGAGUGGGUGCAGGAGCUUUGCCCUCUGAUGGAUGGCAAGGGUGGUGGCAAGGAUAUGUCUGCCCAGGCCACUGGCAGGAACACACACUGCAUAGAAGAGGCACUACAGAUGGCCAACCAGUUUGCCCGCCUUAAACUGGGUGAAAACUAAUGUGGAGGAUGAGACUGGGGUGUGGUGAAGGAUUGUAGGGAAAACCCUUACCAGCCCCACCACCCACUGGAAUGUUCCAGCUGUUCUCUGUGACUUUGAACUGGACAUUCCAGACAGUAAAUUGUAUAGGAACAUUCACCUAUCUAAUGGUUAGAGAGGCAGAUGAAGGAGCCCUCUGUCUCUCUCUCUGAAAGGGAGAUGCACCUGCAAUUUAAGGAGGAUAUCAUGGUUUGAUCCGAUGCACAAUUCUAAUGGCUCCUUCUAAGAGGCUAAUCUCUUUGAUUGGGUAACUGAAUGAUUAUUGGUGUAUGCGAGAUGAUGCUAACCCGACAGCCUCCUACCUGAUCUGUCCUCUAGUAGUCAAAGCCCAACAACCACCCUCUUAAACCAUCCCUUUUAAACUAAUGAUGGAAAUACUCAAUGGUAAACUGCUUCUGUUCAUUGCCUGUUUCUCUCUAUUCCAUUGGCCUCUCCAUGUCAUUGUGUUUGUCUCACUUCCCCCUCCCUGACUGUGGGGAGAUGUGGUCUCUGCAGACUGGCUUUCCUGGGAGUUGUAAUGUCAAUUCACACCUACUACUGUACCUUAGUGUCUUAUUGUCCGACAUCUCUUUCAUAUGUAAUGUCCAAUAAUUAAUUGAGUCAAUGAAUUAAAUAAAUGGAUGACAUGACAUUGUCAAUUCUGUGAAAUGCAUUUUAUUGCCACUUCCUAGGAAUGCAUUGUGACUGGUCCAUGUCUGAUGCAUUCCAUGUUGUGGAACAAAAAUACUGGUAACGCUUGAUUUCUGUUGCAUUCUUUCCACUAAUACUAGUACUUAGAUCUCUCUUCUCCUGUAGUUUAUGGGCGAUGGUAAGAACCUGUUUGACUGGUCAGUCAGUCUGAUGGUAAAGAUGUCUAGUACAGGGUAGAUGUUGUAGGUGCUCUUACUACCCCACUUAAGAAAAUAUC